AAAACCUACAGUUGUGAUGAGUGUGGGAAGGAUUUUACCCAGGCUGGAAGCCUAAAAACACACCAACUCAUCCACAGUGGAGUUAAACCUUACAGCUGUGACUUGUGUGGAAAGUCUUUUACCCAGGCUGGACACUUGAAAAAACACCAACUCAUCCACAGUGGAGUUAAACCUUACAGCUGUGACUUGUGUGGAAAGUCUUUUACCGAGGCUGGACACUUGAAAAAACACCAACUCAUCCACAGUGGAGUUAAACCUUACAGCUGUGACUUGUGUGGAAAGUCUUUUACCCAGGCUGGACACUUGAAAAAACACCAACUCAUCCACAGUGGAGUUAAACCUUACAGCUGUAAUGUGUGUGGAAAGUCAUUUACACAGGUUGGACACUUGAAAAAACACCAACUCAUCCACAGUGGAGUUAAACCUUACAGCUGUGAGUUGUGUGGAAAGUCUUUUACCCGGGCUGGAAACUUAAAAAGACACCAACUCAUCCACAGUGGAUUUAAACCUUACAGCUGUGAGUUGUGUGGAAAGUCUUUUACCGAGGCUGGAGGCUUAAAAACACACCAACUCAUCCACAGUGGAUUUAAACCUUACAGCUGUGAGUUGUGUGGAAAGUCUUUUACCCGGGCUGGAAACUUAAAAAGACACCAACUCAUCCACAGUGGAUUUAAACCUUACAGCUGUGAGUUGUGUGGAAAGUCUUUUACCCAGGCUCAAACCUUAAGAAAACACCAACUCAUCCACAGUGGAGUUAAAUCUUACAGCUGUGAAUUGUGUGGUAAGGCUUUUGCUCUAAAUAGCGACUUACAGAGGCAUCUAGUUACCCACUCUGGAAUUAAGGCGUACAGCUGCGACUUUUGUGGAAAAAGUUUCAGCAACAAACACUACCGAAAUAUUCACCUGCGGAUUCACACUGGAAAUGAUGUUUACUGCUGUGAUCAGUGUGGGAAACCAUUUACAACAGAUUCACAGUUACAACAACACAUGUUUAGCCACACUGAGGAGAGACCUUAUAAAUGUGACCUGUGUGAGAAGACUUUUAAAGCUCCACAUCAGCUGAAAAAACACCAACAGAUCCACACCAGAAAGUAACUCUAGAAGUGCAGUUACUGUGAGGAUGUAUUUAUCUUUAUCUUGUAAUUUUAACCUGAUUGUUUGGAAAAAGUCUGAUCAGUAAACUUAUGGAGUUAUACUGAAUGAACUGUUUGGAAAAAUGAAGACUCAUUUUCGCUCAGUAAGCUGAGUGUUAUAAUGUAAACAGUAAAACGUAA
Messenger RNA from Oreochromis niloticus (Nile tilapia), 1274 nucleotides. RefSeq names its product zinc finger protein 502-like. NCBI's taxonomy places the organism in Eukaryota, Metazoa, Chordata, Actinopteri, Cichliformes, Cichlidae. The transcript has a single exon. The annotation marks the transcript as partial. Gene Ontology annotation, molecular function: RNA polymerase II cis-regulatory region sequence-specific DNA binding; DNA-binding transcription factor activity, RNA polymerase II-specific. Gene Ontology annotation, cellular component: PcG protein complex; chromatin; transcription regulator complex. The record is from RefSeq and is a predicted model, not a curated record. Gene Ontology annotation, biological process: regulation of transcription by RNA polymerase II.